This is a messenger RNA of Phytophthora sojae, 1581 nucleotides long. RefSeq lists its product as hypothetical. The record is from RefSeq and is a predicted model, not a curated record. Lineage: Eukaryota; Oomycota; Peronosporomycetes; Peronosporales; Peronosporaceae. Bases 1 to 1581 code for a protein of 526 amino acids. The transcript is spliced from 4 exons.
AUGGCUGCGUACCAGAAUGAGACUCCAUUGAAAGUGUCCGAAUCUGUGGGGACCUUGGGGAAGAGCCCUGUCGACCCGCUGCUCGUGGAGAUUCCCAAGGUUUGGUUUGGGAACAGAACCAAGUUUUGGUUUCUGUUGGUGGAUGCUGGUACGCGGGACACGCUUGCGGGCACUAGAGAAUAUUCGGUCUCUCUAAUUGAAGAGAGCAGUGCAGGCGCUCUUCGUGGAAUAGUACUCGAGAUGCUUUUGCCACACACUCCAACUGAAUCGCCGGUGGAAGCGUGUAAGCUCAAGAUCUUCAAGAGCCGCCAAGCGUAUGAGCCAUGGGCGAAGAUGAUCAGAUUGGAGACCAAGCAGAGUGCGCUCAUUGUUGAAGUGCCAAGCCUCUCUGCGAUUGAUCCAGCGUCACAACUCGGUUCCCGUAAAAUGGAUCAGCUCGAAGACGCUCUUGAAACUGAAUCCCCACGAAAGAAGCCUAGGCUGCUACAAUCACGGCUUGCGCCUGCAGUGCCAGUGUUCGAGGGCUACUUCUCGGUUCCAUUGGAGAGCAUCGCCGCCUUCCAGACGAUAAAGCAGGGGUUCUCCGACACAAGAUUACCUGAACGACCGCUGUUUCUGCUCUAUGGUCCUCGACAGUUUGGGAAAACAACCAUUGCCUACGGAUCGACACCUGGCUGGCUGCUGAAGUUCCUGAUACUCGGUAUCAUUGCUAAAUGUGGUGGAGGCAUCCGCCGCGCGCACGAAGAAAAGGGUGUGCCUUAUCGUGGACGGGUUGGACUCCCUGUCCGCGGACCGAGCUUUGAUAAGGGUCUUUCUAUCGGUGCUUCCUUAUACGCUGAAACCAAGCUGUUGCAAGCCGAGUCAUUUUCAGCGAUGCAGAUGGCUGCGUUUUUCGAGCUGAUCGAGCCAUGUUUUAACUUUGCGAAGUCUCUUCGGCAGGCGAUUAUGGAGUAUUCUGGUGGCGCACCUGGCGUAUUUGGUUCGCUGACGUGGGAAUUCUGGUACAAGCAAUGGAUGGAAAGUUCCGAGACGGUGCACCGCGUUUGUGUCGAAGCACUGCCCGAACGAGAUGUACAAGCUAUUGAGAAUGCUGGAGACCCGCUGGUGCUGCUAUCUGCUGCCGUUCGUGAGAUGAGACCAGAGGUCAUUACAGACCUUGUCUUCGGAAACGAUAAAUGUCCGCCUGUGGCAGCAUUUCACCAGGAGUUGUUCUGUACGAUGCGAGAUAUUUUGAAGGAGACGCAACGGUUUACGAGAGACCGUCUCAAAGCGCAGUCGCCCAACAGCGCACACAGAGCCGAUAUUAUCGUUGAGGACGAAAGUGUUCGAUUCGGUUUUGAAGUGAAAGUCGGCUUGUCAGACGAAACCGCGGUUGUUGGGGCGGUGCGGCAAGCUGACGAGUAUCGCGUUUUCUAUUCGGCCAAGCAAAUGUUCCUAGUGAUUUUUACUCCGCCUGGGAGCAAUUCCCCUGAAGUGAACAGCGUGAAAGAGUUCCCCGAAGUCAAGAUCAUUCGGGUUCGCUUCGAUGAAAGCUGCAACACGUUUUGUUCUCUGUUGGUGAAGCAGGACAGGAUCCAUUAA